Messenger RNA from Penaeus vannamei (Pacific white shrimp), 1064 nucleotides. NCBI's taxonomy places the organism in Eukaryota, Metazoa, Arthropoda, Malacostraca, Decapoda, Penaeidae. The record is from RefSeq and is a predicted model, not a curated record.
ACAACUUUCAAAGUUAUUUUUGUGAAAUUUGUUCUUUUUUACACCCGCAGUGACGUCUUAUUCUGCACUUCAGAGGAGAGAUAACCAGGAAAUAUAUGUAUAUAUAAAUGAAGGACAUUCUUAGAGGGAAGACAGAGAUAAGAAGUCAGAAGAAUGAGUCUCUACGCACGAGAACGCCAGCAAGAACUGAACACACUUGCCUGCUUGGCCAUUGGGUUAAAAGGCUGGAAGACAACUGUCGAACUUCAUAAUGAUUCCUUCGCAUGUGGAAGAAUUGUAGACGUUGAUGUGAAAAUGAACAUUGAGAUGAGUGAAGUGAGAUACACAGACGGAAAUGGGAAGAUGUUGAAACUGGACAAUUUUCACGUGUCGGGACGGAGAAUCAGAUACAUACACAUUCCAGAUCAGGUUGACAUAAUGAAGUUGAUAGAGAAUAAGGUCCUGCCAAACCAACCACACAAGAAAGUCACCAAGAAAGCCCAGAUUGCUCUCAAGAGGACCCAACAGACGCUCAAAAGAUACAGGCGGGAACAGGAAGCUCAAGCAGGGGGGAGUAAAGAAGGAACGUAAAGCUUGUAAAGUUUCACUCCAAGAUGAAGAUUUUGGGUUAAGAGAGGAUAACAAUUAAUGAGAUUCUUGUGAGUGUACUUUGAAGUCUGUCCAUCCAUGCAGUUAUGAAAAGGAAGGAGUUACUAUGUUUUUAAGCAUACUAUUUGAAAUAUUAAAUUGAAAGGUUGUGAAAGAAUGAUUUUCAUUCUCAUAGCACUUUGUACCCCUUCCAACUGUUUUGUAUCAAUAACCAAUACUCAUUUCAUUUGAUUGCAUUUCUUCUGAAUAUUUAUAAACUGCUUAUGAAGUUCAAAUUAUUUUUUAUUUAUCAGUUUAUUGUCAUUCUGAUAUAUGAAGAGUAAAAUUGAUUCAGGGUGUGCCUUUUGUUUUAGUUUUUUCAUGUGAGAGAUCAGCUCACUCAAAAAAAUAGCUUUAAAUUUGUAUGUAUCAUUGUUGUUUCAUUGCAUUAUACAAUACUUUGGUUUUCUUCUUGUGUAAUAUAAUAGUUGACUAAU